Nothoprocta perdicaria is the source of this 4747-nucleotide messenger RNA. RefSeq names its product corin, serine peptidase (gene CORIN). The coding region runs from base 1 to 3807 and encodes 1268 amino acids. Gene Ontology annotation, biological process: acrosome reaction; proteolysis. The record is from RefSeq and is a predicted model, not a curated record. Gene Ontology annotation, cellular component: membrane. NCBI's taxonomy places the organism in Eukaryota, Metazoa, Chordata, Aves, Tinamiformes, Tinamidae. Gene Ontology annotation, molecular function: protein binding; serine-type endopeptidase activity. The transcript has 23 exons.
AUGCCGUCUGCGCGCCCCCCUUCCGCCCCACGCCCCUCUAUAAAUAACCGCUGCUGGGCCGACCUGUCAGAUUCCCGCGGCCGCGCGGGCCCCCUGGCCCGGCCGCCCGCAGUGGAAAGUCUGAAUGCAAAAAAUACCGCGGUAAAAAUAGAGCGGCGGGGUAGCCCCUCCGGCGGCUCCGAGCGCCGGGAGCGGGCGGCUCCGGGGAAUCCAGCUCGUGCCUCCUCCACCGACGGCCCCUUUCACCCUCCCGGCCUCAACUUGUUGGGCUGCACCUUUAAACCAGGAGCAGGCCGGGCCUACUGGGCCCCCGCAGUAAAGAGUGGGGGCAUUUUCUUGGAAAUUAAAACCACUGGUAGAAUUGAGGAACUUUCCAUCCCAGCUCUCCCGGACCUACAGCCCCAUAUGUGUGAUACAGACCUCCGUGUGCUCUGGAUUUCCCUGGGUCUGCAGUGUGGCACGGAGAUUUCUUCCAGUGCUCCUGCCUCCAAGGUUUUAGGGACAAAUGAGGAUAAUAUGGAGGAUGGUUGCUCUCAGAAACUGGCCUCUGCUAAAUUCCUUCGACUUCUGCUCCUAAUUUUGAUUCCCUGCAUCUGUGCCCUUAUCCUUUUGUUGGUGAUUCUGCUUACCUUUGUAGGGGUGCUAGAAAAAACAUGCUUCUAUUCAAAUGGAAGUGACGUCUUCACAGUUAACGGUGACAUCGAAACAUCUGACGUUCUYUUUCUAAACGUGGAUGAAAACAGUUCCAAGGUUGAUCCCACGGGGGAUCUUGGCUCGCCCACGCUCUCCUGGACCACUACGCCUUUAUCUCACAUUGACCUAAUAGACAAGAACUCACAUGUACUUAGAGAUAAUUUCCAGGAAAACUCAUUUAAUCCUGCAACUCAAGGCUCGCUGCUCAAUCCUCAUCCUCCGGAUGAUGGUGUCUUGGGAGAGGUCCCUGAGGACAGCACCCAGCUGUUUGCUACUGCAAAAGAGGAGCCGUGGUCCAUGGAUGUAUCCUUGAACAGCACGGAGAGGGCGGCCACUCUGCCUGUAUCGAGUCCUACCCGUCCAUCUGUGUCACAAAAAAAGGAUCAGAAAAGAAGUGCCUGCAUAAAUAUCACCAACAGCCAGUGCCAAAUGCUGCCAUAUAACUACACCACUCUAACUUCAGUUCUUUCCAUUGUCAAAAGCAUUGAAAUGGAAAAGUUCCUGAAGUUCUUCAGUUAUCUCAACCGUCUCAGCUGCUAUCAACACAUCAUGAUGUUUGGCUGUAGUCUUGCUCUUCCUGAAUGCAUCAGUGACGGUGAUGACAGUCGAGGCCUACUACCCUGCAGGACAUUUUGUGAGGCCGCAAAAGAAGGCUGUGAGCCAGUCUUGGGGAUGGUAAAUGCUUCUUGGCCGGAAUUCCUCAAGUGCUCCCAAUUCCAAAACAAAACGGAAAAYGACACUGCCACAAGAGUAUGCUUCUCGCCACACCAAGAGAAAGGAAAGCAAACRCUGUGUGGAGGGGAGGAGAGCUUCCUGUGCGCUAGCGGGAUCUGCAUCCCAGGGAAACUGCAGUGCAACGGCUACAACGACUGCGAUGACUGGAGCGAUGAGGUCCAUUGCAAUUGCAGUGAUGAUGUAUUUCGUUGUAACACAGGAAAAUGCCUCAAUUAUACCUUUGUGUGUGAUGGAUAUGAUGACUGUGGAGACCUUAGUGAUGAACAAAACUGUGAUUGUAACCCAGUGAUGCAUCAUCAGUGUGGAGAUGGACGAUGUAUAACAGCUGAUUGGGUAUGUGAUGGUGACCAUGACUGUACAGACAAGUCAGACGAAAUCAAUUGCUCAUGUCAUAGUCAAGGUCUGGUGGAGUGCAAAAAUGGGCAGUGCAUUCCCAGUGCGUUCCAGUGUGAUGGAGAUAAUGACUGUAAAGAUGGAAGUGAUGAAGAAAAUUGCAGUGAAAGUCAAACCCUCUGUCAGGAGGACGACCAGAGAUGUGCUUCCUGUCCUGAUCCCUGUGGAUCUUCUCCCUGUGACAUGAGAGACAGCCAGACAAACUGCAGUCAGUGCGAACCAAUUACCCUGGAACUCUGUAUGAACUUGCCUUACAACUAUACCAAUUAUCCAAACUAUCUGGGCCACAGGACUCAGAAGGAAGCCUCUAUCAGCUGGGAAUCUUCUCUUUUCCCAGCCUUGGUUCAGACUAACUGCUAUAAGUACCUUAUGUUUUUUGCCUGUACAAUCCUAGUACCAAAGUGUGACCCCUACACAAAUCAGCGGAUCCCACCUUGCAGGACGUUGUGUGAGCAAUCCAAGGAACGCUGUGAGUCUGUACUUGGCAUUGUAGGUCUGCAGUGGCCAGAAGACACCGACUGCACGCAGUUUCCAGAGGAGAACUCAGGCAACCAAACUUGUCUAACUCCAGAUGAAGAUGUGGAAGAGUGCUCACCCAGUCACUUCAAGUGCAGAUCUGGGAGGUGUGUCCUGGCAUCCAGAAGAUGUGAUGGUCAAGCUGACUGUGAGGAUGAUAGUGAUGAGGAAAGCUGUGGUUGUAGGGAAAGGGGCCUUUGGGAGUGUCCUUUGAAGAAGCUUUGCAUCAAGCACACUAUGAUCUGUGAUGGUUUCCCGGAUUGCCCUGACAAGACGGAUGAAAAGAACUGCUCCUUCUGUGAGGAGGAUGAGCUAGAAUGCGCCAACCAUGAAUGUGUGCGACGAGAGCUGUGGUGUGACGGACAAGUAGACUGCAGUGACAGCUCAGAUGAAUGGGACUGUGUUACGCUGUCUAAAAACAGAAAUUCCUCGACGUUCCUGACAAUUCRUAGGUCAGCUGCUGAUUACCAUGUUUGUGCUGACGAGUGGCAAGAAAAUUUGAGCCAGCUGGCCUGCAAUCAGAUGGGUUUAGGAGGACCACCUGAAACAAAAAUUGUACAUGAAGAUGAGGAAAUGCAGCAUCACAAAUGGCUGAAUCUUCACUCAGACUGGAAGAAUAAAAAUCCAUCCACUUUGCAUGCACUUCUAGUGAAUGGGCAGAUGUGUCAAAGUAGCAGCAAAGUGUCUCUUCUCUGCACUAAAGAAGACUGUGGCCGUCGCCCAGCUGCCCGCAUGACCAAGAGGAUCCUCGGUGGCCGGACCAGUCGCCCGGGCCGGUGGCCGUGGCAGUGCUCCCUGCAGAGCGAGCCCAGCGGGCACAUCUGUGGCUGCGUUUUGAUCGCAAAGAGAUGGGUCUUGACGGUAGCGCAUUGCUUUGAAGGGCGAGAAAACGCAGCUGUUUGGAAAGUAGUGCUGGGCAUCAGCAACCUGGACCAUCCCUCGGCUUUCAUGCAGACGCGGCUUGUGAAGAGCAUCAUCCUGCACCCUCGCUACAACCGGGCGGUCGUGGACUACGACAUCAGCAUCGUGGAGCUGCACGACGAUGUCAACGAGACRAGCUACGUGCGGCCCGUCUGCCUGCCCAGCAAGGAGCAGCUGGUCCAGCCGGACACCUACUGCUACAUCACGGGCUGGGGACACAUGGGCAACAAAAUGCCCUUUAAGCUGCAGGAAGGAGAAGUUCGCAUCAUUUCCCUGGAGCAGUGCCAGUCGUACUUCGACAUGAAGACCAUCACCAGCAGGAUGCUGUGUGCCGGCUACGAGUCCGGCACCGUGGACUCCUGCAUGGGUGACAGCGGAGGACCCCUCGUGUGCGAGCAACCCGCGGGGCGCUGGACUCUGUUUGGUUUAACGUCUUGGGGCUCCGUCUGCUUUUCCAAAGUUUUGGGACCUGGAGUUUACAGCAACGUGUCACACUUUAUUGAAUGGAUUGAAAGACAAAUAUACAUCCACACCUUUCUGCUGAACUAGCUCCAGAUGGCUAGGAUCGCGCUGACAGGCCAAAGGGAAAAGGAAUCAGCAUUUCAACCCUCAAGACUCUGCAGCCAAGAAGGAAGGAAAAGGAGCUCAGGCUGUUACCUGUUCCUGGUGCAGGGCUCUGGACUAUGCAGGAUGUUAAUGGCAAACCCUCCUGCUGGUGGAUAGACUUUGGGGCAGAAGCAGCUUCCCGUUUGGACUUUGCUUUUAGCUGGGUUGUGUCGCUCUUCCAAACACAAGAACAGGUUUAGAAGAAGAGACUCAGACACUCUCUGCCUUUCAGUUACUCAAACUAAGCAGUAGUGCAGACUAGUAAAACUAUAAAAUAACCUAUUUCAAUACCGUUAAAUUAGUAGCACAGGCGGUCUCGCUCGGUGGCUGCCAUGAGAGGCCCUGCGGUGACAGGGCCGCCGCCAGGAGGAGGAAGCUGCUGCUGUGUGGCUGGCCAGCUCCUCAUGGCACCAGUCUCUUUGUCAGGGUGGCUCGUUAGCACCGCUGUCAUUAGCCAUGCUGCUCGUCACCGGCUGCUCCCUUCGCAGGGCAGCGUGCAGCCUGCGGUGCUGGCGGUGGCCCAGCUCGUCCUGCAGCUGCUCCGAGGCCUGCGCCGCUCUGACCCGCAAGGUUUCGGAGACCUCUGCGUUUCAGUGUGCCUGAAAUGCCCACGUUUAUCAAUCCUGCGGCCUCUUGUCAUUUUUCUUAAACUAUUUCUUUUUCUUUGCAUAUUGGAUCCAACCUAUAAAAAGGGUUGACAAUCUCUAACAAACCAACACUGGCAAAGCCACUUUUCUUUUUCUCCUACCAAUGAGCUACUGGGAUAUUUUGGGCUGGUUUUCUUUUCAAGUAUCUUGCAAUGGAAAUUUCAUUUUGCUUGGCAAGAUUAAACACUCAGAUCAUAGAGAAGAGAGAGAGAGGGAAAAAAAAAAAAAAAGGUAAA